Daucus carota subsp. sativus is the source of this 1432-nucleotide messenger RNA. RefSeq names its product probable protein phosphatase 2C 2. The record is from RefSeq and is a predicted model, not a curated record. The coding region runs from base 243 to 1352 and encodes 369 amino acids. Gene Ontology annotation, biological process: protein dephosphorylation. The transcript has 2 exons. Lineage: Eukaryota; Viridiplantae; Streptophyta; Magnoliopsida; Apiales; Apiaceae. Gene Ontology annotation, molecular function: cation binding; protein serine/threonine phosphatase activity.
CGAUCCUAAUCAGUAGUCACUGGUGACGACACGUCAACUUCCCGAUCUAAAAAUCCAUCCGACGCGUCUUUUGAAUCCUAAUCCUCCUAUACACACAAUCUCAACCCUAUAUAUACCCACACACUUCCCGCAAUUUCCUAAUUUACUUUCAUCAGAUUCAUCAAUAUAAAUCAUCCACUGAACAACAACUACUUCAAAGAAAUUGACAAGUUAGGGUUUGGUUAUUGAUUCUGUCUGUGUUAAUGAUUGUUGAUAAGAAGAACAAAGAGAUGGUUCCAGAAGCAGCAGCAACAACAACAGCUGAUGUUUCUGUUCAGUACACAACUUCUGUUUCUAUCGAAUUCUCUCAAUCGGUUUUUGGGUGUUCAACUAGUAUUCAAGCGACUUCCCUUAUAUCUACUGCCUCAAAAUAUGCUCCGAAAAUUCGUUCUGGCAGUCACACGGAUAUAGGUCCUCGCAGCUCCAAUGAGGAUGAGCACAUUAGUAUUGAUGAUUUGUCUGCUUUGUUAGGCACCGAUUGUAGGUGGCCGCAGCCUAGUUCCUUCUAUGCUGUUUUUGAUGGUCACGGAGGCUCUGAUGCAUCAUCUUAUGUCAAGAAUAAUGCUAUUAAACUAUUCUUGGAAGAUGCUGAUUUGCCCGAAUUAUCUGAUAAUGACGAUAAAUUUUUAGAAGACAUGAAGAUUUCUCAUCAGAAAGCAUUUUUGUUGGCUGACCAAGCAUUGGCUAAUGAAUGUAGCGUCCGUGACUCUUGUGGAACCACUGCCCUGACUGCUGUAGUCCUAGGAAGGCAUCUACAAGUAGCAAACGCUGGCGACUCGCGUGCAGUUCUUUGCAGGAAAGGGGUUGCUGUUCCAAUCUCACAAGAUCAUAGGCCAAGUUAUCUACCAGAACAAAAAAGGAUCGAGGAUUUGGGUGGCUACAUUGAGUAUGGAUACCUUAAUGGUGAAUUAUCUGUGACAAGAGCCCUUGGUGACUGGUACAUGAAAUUGCCCUCUGGGGACCUGUCACCGCUCACGGCAGAGCCAGAUGUUCAACAUGUUCUUUUGACAGAGGAUGACGAAUUUUUGAUCAUGGGCUGUGAUGGAAUUUGGGAUGUAAUGUCAAAUCAAGAAGCUGUCAGUCUUGUUCGACGCCAGCUUAGACAAAAUGACGAUCCGCAGAAGUGUGCCGUGGCUCUUGUAGAUCAAGCUUUGAGGCUGGAUGCAUUUGAUAAUCUCACUGCAAUCGUAGUGUGCUUCUCUGCCCCUACUGAUCUCAGAGAUACUGUCUGUUCUGAGCGACCCAAGUUGAGGUGCUGCAGCCUAUCUGAGGAGUCGCUGAGUAAGUUAAGGAGUCUUCUACAAGGGAACUGACUGAAUGUAGAUGCAAUUUAUUCAUUGCUCAACUCAAGCAAUGUUCUGUACAUGUAACAUUUUAUGAAUUAAUAAUAAAU